UGCCUGCCCGCCCGACUGACUGACUGACUGACUGAUGGAGGGGACCCGACGGAUGGAAAGAGGCUUCGAGAAGGUGGCUUUGCGACAUGCAACGCAACCGAUGAGCGAGCUGUCGCCGUGAGCCGAGCACAGCCAGCCAUCGAGACAGAUCCCCAAUCAUCCUCUAACCUCUGACCCGUCUCUCUUUCUCUCCGUUGACACCCCAGGUCAACGUCUCCCGAACCAAGAGACCGCAUCCUGGGUCUUGGGUAUUUCGUGGCUUCUCAUCCAGGCGUCUCCCACGCACGAGCUUCUUACUCCUACUGCUGCUUCAUACAUUACCCUCGACCCCCGCCAUCGAGACAACGGCCGCGCAUCAACCGCCGGCGGCCACGGUGUGGCUUCGCGCCUCUUCGACUGUUCCAUCCACCAAACCUCUCCGUUUCUCGCUUACCCUCUUCUCGUCCUGCUCGCGUUGACCCUUCCGCCGCCCGCGCCAUGUCGUCGCACGUCGUCGUCAUCGCCACCGACCUCCGGCGCACGACCGUCAAGGUCUCGCCGGGGACCUACCUUAUCGACGUGCUCCAGGAGGCCUGCACCAAGCUCAACCUCUCCGGCGACAAGUUUUUGCUAAAACACAAGCAGAAGCAAGUUGACCUCUCCGUCCCCUUCCGCACCUCGGGCCUCAUCCCCGGCGCCAAGCUCGAGCUCGUCGUAAAGUCCAACACGCCCUCGGCCGUCCAGAUUGCCCUGCAAGUGCCGCAGCCCGAGGCGCGCGAGAUUCCCGGCGGGCGCCUCAUCCGCAAGUUCCCUUCGGACAUGACGCUGUGGCAGGUGCUGCGCCAGUUCGAGAGCGGCGACGCCAGCGCCGGCAGAAACGUCAACAUCACCGCCCGCGGCGUCGCAGGCGCCGUCACGAGCGGCAGCGGCCAGCUGUACUACGAGAUGCCCGUCCUCAACAUCAUGGGCCGGGAGCUCGCCACGUUUCACGACUUCCAGAAGACGCUGUCGCAGCUCGGGCAUAACUCGGGCAACGUCUUGGUGCGGCUGUCGUACCGCAAGACUGACCAGACGUUGUUCGAAGCCAUGGAACAGAUAAGUCAGUUCUUCAAGCAUACGGAGGAGCAAGGCAAGAAGGAGGAGGGGGCGGCGGCGGCGAGCGCCGCCAAGGUUGAGUCUCAGCAAGAGUCGCAUGAGCAGAGGGAGGACACAUUGAUGGCCAACGCUGCGGCACAGCCUCCCGCUUCCACCACCGAGCCACAGGUUCCUCCACCACAGCAACAGCAACAGCAACCUCCAGACUCUUCAACCACGACGGGUCAAUCAACGCCCCAAGACUCAACGCCGAGCAGCGACGCCUCUCAUUCCAAGGAUCCCUACCAACCCGUCUCCGUUUUUCUCGCACCCUCUGGCAACGUCCCCGCUGCGGCCCUCCACGCCUCCGAGUCCGAGUCCGAUUUCACCCCCAGCAUCGCGCACGCGCAGCUGCAUCAGGCCCGCUUGCAGGAGUCUUCCCGCAACAAGCGGCUGCUUUCUGACAAGGAGCUCGAGGACAGGGCUGCGGCCGAGGAGGCCCGCCUCACGGCCAUCAAGUCUGUGCUCGUCAAGGUGCGGUUUCCAGACAACACGAGCAGCGACUGGCAGGUCGGCCCGCGGGAGACGGGCGCUUUCCUGUACGAGGCGGUCCGGCAUGUCAUGGCAGACGCUCAAUACCCUUUCCACCUCGUCCUACCCGGCGGGAAGACGGUCAUACAAGACGACGUGGGCCCCAAGCACACCCUCAUCAAAGGAUACAAGCUGUCGGGACGCGUCCUCAUCAACCUGGUCUGGGACGACGCCGUGCCCCCACAGGUGCGCAAGCAACCGUUUCUCAAGACGGCGGUGGCCCGGCAGGGACGGACCGUCAAGAUCCCCGAGGUGCCCAAGGCUGUCGACGACGGCAAGGCGGCACAUGCACAGCAGCAGCUGGGCAAGGUAGAAAAGGGCGAGGGCUCAGGCGAGGGCGGCGCUGGCGGCAAGAAGAUGCCCAAGUGGUUCAAGUUUGGGAAGAAGUAGGGCGCCAGGCGCGCGCGCAUGAUGCUCGUCGAUUAGGGGUGUGAAGAUAACGGGGCGAGGGUUUUCUGGGAAGCAAGCGAUGUUGGUUGUAUUGAGCAUGGAUACUGGCGUUGCGACCGUGGACGGUACUGUCAUGGUGAAAUAGAAUCCCUAGACUAUGAACUGAGCAUGGACGAUGCCGUCAUGGUGUAC
This is a messenger RNA of Purpureocillium takamizusanense, 2226 nucleotides long. RefSeq lists its product as uncharacterized. The record is from RefSeq and is a predicted model, not a curated record. NCBI's taxonomy places the organism in Eukaryota, Fungi, Ascomycota, Sordariomycetes, Hypocreales, Ophiocordycipitaceae. The coding region runs from base 478 to 2034 and encodes 518 amino acids. The transcript is spliced from 2 exons.